Messenger RNA from Durusdinium trenchii, 221 nucleotides. The record is from the annotation of a GenBank genome assembly. NCBI's taxonomy places the organism in Eukaryota, Dinophyceae, Suessiales, Symbiodiniaceae.
GUUCUACGAUGAUUUUAUGGCGAGAGACAAUGCCACAGCUCCACAAGUCCACAUUUAUGUCGCUGGCUUUCCUUGCCAGUCCUUUGCCGCGGCAGGCAAGCAGCGGGGAUUGGAUGAUGCUCGUGGCACAGUGUUCUUUGGAUGCGCUGACUACAUCCGCGCUCAGCGCCCGCGCGUUUUCCUCUUAGAGAACGUCAAGGGGCUGCUCACGAACGAUGGAG